GUCGGUCUACGUCAGCAGGGCUGCACUCCGCGCGUCUGAGUCAGUGCCGUGGAUUAAAACGCGCCCAGCCAUUCAGUCCCCCGGGUUUCACCGCAUGAACUGAAUGGCUCUCCUUGCGUCUCUUACCUUUUGUUUCCUUGUCUGACUGCGAUCGAGAGACGGCUGUGGAAAUGGGAUGCGAUGCCGAGAGCACCCAGCUAGGAUGUUAACGGGAGGCCCCGAAUUAUGCUGAACUUUGAAAGUAAUGCCCAAGGAUGCUAAACCGGCUGGCAAGGCUUCAUUGUUCGGAGGAGCCCAAGUCAUUUGUGCUUUUAUUCCUCAGCUCGUAUCGUGUUGCUUUGUCUCUAAUUUGCCACGCGAGUCAGACGGUUCCCUGUGGCGUGCCUGUCACCUGGAGUCGGACUCAGUGAAGAUGAGCCUGCAUGGUACCUCCGGAGGCUGUGACCGCUCCAGAGACCAUCGCCGCUCCAGCGACCGCUCUCGCGACUCAUCUCAUGAGCGGAGUGAUGGCCAGCUCACCCCCUGCAUCAGGAAUGUCACCUCGCCCACACGGCAGCACAACAUCGAUCGUGAGCGGGACCCCAGCGCCUCAUCGCGGCCCAGCAGCCCCCGGCUCCAGAGGGCCUCUCCCAACAGCUCCAGCAGCAGCGGUGUGAUGAGCAGCCGCACCAGCAGCCUGUCCAGCAGCGAAGGCACCUGCAAGGGCCUGACCUCUGGCCUGGGCACUGGAGAGAUGGUGUACAUCUACGACACUGCCAAAGAGGGAGCCCGCAGUAUGAGGACCCCUGAGAGGGUCACACUCAUUGUGGACAACACGCGCUUUGUGGUGGACCCCUCCAUCUUCACAGCGCAGCCCAAUACCAUGCUGGGCAGAAUGUUUGGGUCUGGAAGGGAGCACAAUUUUACACGCCCUAAUGAGAAGGGGGAGUUUGAGGUCGCCGAGGGAAUCAGCUCCACUGUGUUCAGAGCUAUUUUGGAUUACUACAAAUCUGGGAUAAUCCGUUGCCCCGAUGGAAUCUCCAUUCCGGAGCUGAGAGAGGCAUGUGACUAUCUCUGCAUCUCCUUUGACUACAGCACCAUUAAGUGCAGAGACCUCAGUGCACUCAUGCAUGAGCUCUCGAACGAUGGGGCGCGCCGACAGUUCGAGUUCUACCUGGAGGAGAUGAUUCUGCCGCUGAUGGUGGCCAGCGCGCAGAGCGGGGAGCGCGAGUGUCACAUCGUGGUGCUGACGGACGACGACGUGGUGGACUGGGACGAGGAGUACCCGCCGCAGAUGGGGGAGGAGUACUCCCAGAUAAUAUACAGUACGAAGCUGUACAGGUUCUUCAAGUACAUUGAGAAUCGGGAUGUUGCCAAAUCGGUUUUAAAGGAGAGAGGACUGAAGAAAAUACGAUUAGGCAUUGAAGGUUACCCCACGUACAAAGAGAAGGUGAAGAGGCGCCCGGGUGGGCGUCCCGAGGUCAUCUACAACUACGUGCAGCGGCCUUUCAUCCGCAUGUCCUGGGAAAAGGAGGAGGGCAAGAGCCGGCACGUGGACUUCCAGUGCGUCAAGAGCAAGUCCAUCACCAACCUGGCGGCGGCUGCCGCGGACAUUCCUCAGGACCAGCUGGUGGUCAUGCACCCGGGGCCCCAGGUGGACGAGCUGGACAUCCUCCCCAGCCACCCGCCACCUGGCAACAGCUACAGCAGCACCAACGAGCCAGACCCUGAUGCCCCCUCGCCAGCUGUGUGAGAGCAGCAACCUGCCUGGUCGCACAGCAUGCUACAGCCAGGGGCAAGAGCGGCGCAGGAACCGUGAUGCCUUGGCCCCUCCUCCACAGCCUUACAGCCUCCAGGACCUGAGGAAUGCAGGGCAAAGGACACUAGAAGGUGCAAACCUUGUCUUUUUUGCUGUUUUCUACUUGACCAAAGGAUUUAUUUUCUAUCAGGUGUUUGGAGAUGUGCUUGAGCACUUCUUUUUUUGAAAUUGGGUGAUAUGUUGUUAUUGUUCCCUGUUUGAGUUUGGGAUUUUGUAUUGUGUUUGCCUUCUCCCUGUACUGGUGUGAUAUGGCAGGUGGAGACAGUAACCAUAGAAACAGAGCACUUGUGGAGCCUGUCUGAGAUACAAGGCCCCAGGUUACAGGCUCUUUAUUACCAUUCACUUCUACUUCACUCAAUGUCCCUCCUAGCCUUAUUUGUGACACAUAGUGGGAAUGGGGCAUCACCAGCCUGGCCUGUCAGUUUGAUGCUAUGUUUUUCACUAGCCAGGGCUAUUCAGCAGGUCGUGGAUAGUUCCUGUGGUCAGGAUACUUUUGUU
Messenger RNA from Megalops cyprinoides (Indo-Pacific tarpon), 2296 nucleotides. Its product is annotated as BTB/POZ domain-containing protein 10-like. The record is from RefSeq and is a predicted model, not a curated record. The transcript is spliced from 8 exons. Gene Ontology annotation, biological process: positive regulation of phosphorylation. NCBI's taxonomy places the organism in Eukaryota, Metazoa, Chordata, Actinopteri, Elopiformes, Megalopidae. The coding region runs from base 245 to 1732 and encodes 495 amino acids. Gene Ontology annotation, cellular component: cytoplasm. Gene Ontology annotation, molecular function: protein binding.